Nothobranchius furzeri (turquoise killifish) is the source of this 4593-nucleotide messenger RNA. It is a transcript of the gene zyx, whose product is annotated as zyxin. The record is from RefSeq and is a predicted model, not a curated record. Gene Ontology annotation, cellular component: focal adhesion; cytoplasm; stress fiber. Lineage: Eukaryota; Metazoa; Chordata; Actinopteri; Cyprinodontiformes; Nothobranchiidae. Gene Ontology annotation, biological process: integrin-mediated signaling pathway; transforming growth factor beta receptor signaling pathway.
AAACAAUGCGUUGGCUUCACAUGUGGCGGAUAAGGCAGCUAAUACCUAAUAAGGUAAAAGUCUUUUGUCUGUGUCAUGAUGGUGCAAGAUUUUCCUGUCGUGUGACAGGCUGCUAGAUCUGCCCCAAGGCAGGAUUUACAGUAAACUCGUAUAGGUGGAGGUGGGUUAGAGAUUAUGAACGAAUCUCAUGAACAACGUCCCACCGGCUGAAGGACACCGACGAUAAGGCAUGGCUAUGCGGAAGCUCCAACAGGAAGUCCAGCUGAAAAGUUGAUAAAGCUAGGCGGCUAGCGGCGCAAGUGGGCGCGAUUCUUCACGAAGAAGGUGGGUUAUUAAAGUUGACAGCGUAGUUAAGAGAAGCCAGAGACUGUUCGUGUAUCGGGUAAGGAGAAAAGAGGAGGCGUUAACUCGAAAUCCUCUGACUGAUACGUGUAACACGCCGCGGAAUGUGUGCGAGGUGUGACCAUUGAGCAAGAGGUCCGAACCGGUGUUGAGCUGAUAAACGUACCUCUGCUGCGCAAAGCACCCCUUCACACCGGAAGUGAACAUCAAGACAACUAUUUUUAACUUGUAUCUCAAAUUCACAAUUUGAUUUAACGUUUUAUAACCCUCUAAUGGUUUAUUUGAUAAUUAUGUAGUUUAAAUUAGUUUUUGUGGUAAACUAUGACGAAUUUUGAAUUAUUUCGACAACAAUGCCAAGAAAUAAAUAAUCAGUUAAUGCGUAUAUUGUAGUAGCUAAUCUAUUUUUAAAACCCAAAUACUUAUCAAAAUUUAACCGUGGCAAUCAAAUUUAAAGAAGUUCGCCCGCUUGCUUUCCGCAUGAGGAGUGCUUUUCCGGAAGGGAUGCGUUUUUCGGCACAACACCGCAGCUAACCUCACACCCUGGAGAGAAUCAAAGGUUUCGGAGGUGUGGAGAUAAAUCCAAAAUAUGGAGGACUCCAGCAACAACAAGCCAUAUGUGGUGACGUCGUCUUUGAACUUCAAAGUCACCACGCCGUCCUUCUACAACCAGCCUAAGAAGUUUUCUUCUGUGGCACCACCAAAGCCCAAAAGCCAGACCCCACCCACCGCUCCGUCACCAACACCUCUGGGCACAGCUGUUAUUGGUCGAGUGGGGGACCUGCCUCCACCACCCUCUUCUGUCUGUGAUGAAUUCCCUCCUCCGCCGCCGCCUCCAAUGGACGAUGAUUUGCCAGCCCCUCCUCCCGUAUGCCACCUCCUACCCUCUGAUGCCCCCCCUUCGUUCCCCGCUCCACCUCCGGUAGCAGAUGACCUGCCCCUGCCUGCUCCCCCUGAGGAGAGUGCCUGUCCUCCCAUCUGUCCCCCUCCACCACCACCUCCACCUCUCCCAUCCUCCAGUUUUCCUACUGCUGCUGGUGCCCCACAGAGAUCAAUGGAGAAGCAGACGAGCUUCGAUAAACAGCUGGAUUCUCUGACUGACUUGUUAUCUGAGAUGGAAACCAGAGGACCUUUUAAUCCCAAGUUACCGAGCCAGUCUGCAUCAGCACCAGCGCCCAAGCCUCCGGGCCCUCCUCGCACGGCGCCCAAACCGGCCGUCUCUUUCCUACCGCCUCCUGAGAUGGGAGACCGCCCCCCUCCGGCGCCCUGGGCAGAGGAACUCAGAGCCAGAACAAACCGACAUCCCAACAACAACUCUGCUCCGAUCUCAAACCCCCCCGCCGUGUCCCCCAAGUCCGGCUUUGGCGGGAGGCCAACCACAUCAUCUGCCUCUUUGGCACAAAAAAUCAACCAGAACCUGAACCAAACAGCCACCCCAACGGUGGCGGCGCCAAAACCUUCCCCUCCAACAGCCACCAGCUCAUUCCCUCCACCUCCUGCAGCUCCUCCGGCUCAACCAAACAAAGUGGCUGCUCCACCCGCUCCUAAUCACAUCAAGAAUUCGCCUUUUGGGAGUCAAGUGAACGCAAACCAAAAACCUUCUGCUGCCGUGUCUCCUCCUCAACCCAAGAUGACGGUGUCCCCACCCUCCUCCUUUACUCGGCCAAUGAAAACCAGCCCUGCGUCGACGCAGCCAUCACCUCCCGGCCCAGUUCCUAUUCCCGGUGGAGGUGUUCCUCUAAACAUGAGGGAGGUGGAGGAGCUGGAGAGAAUGACCAAUGAUUUCAUCAAAAACAUGGACAAACAAGCACCUGUCAUCACCUCCCCUCCAACAGAGGUCUGUGGGAAGUGUGGCGAGGCUCUCUCCCGGUCUCAGCCAGCAGUGAAAGCCAUGGAUAAACUCUUCCACUCCAACUGCUUCUGCUGCAUGAGCUGCCACCGCCCCCUGCAGGGCAUGCAGUUCUACGACCGGGACGGCUCCCCUCAGUGUGAAGACUGCUACACGAGCUCCCUGGCCGUGUGCUCUCGAUGUGGGGAGAGAAUCACAGACCGUGUGCUGAAGGCGGUGGGACAAUGUUUCCAUGCUCACUGUUUCCGCUGCAGCACCUGCUCCUGCGUACUGGAGGGGGCGCCCUUCAUCACAGACGACAACAACAACCCCUACUGCGUCCAGGAUUACCACAGGCGUUUCUCUCCUCUGUGCAUGAGCUGUAACGAGCCCAUCGUUCCAAGUCCGGGCAGCGAGGAAACUGUCCGAGUGGUGGCCCUGGACAAGAACUUCCACCUCAAGUGUUACCGCUGUGAGGACUGCGCUCGGCCUCUCUCCAUUGAGGCGGAUGAAAACGGCUGUUACCCGCUGGAUGGCAGGAUCCUGUGUAUGAAGUGCCACACCAAGCGAGCCAAGCAGGCUGCACAGUGAUUGGCUGAUUCUGCAUCAAGAACCAAUAGCACAGGAUUCAUUCCGCUGCAUAUUCGCCUUUACAGCAGGGCUUUAACCUGUGUGUGUGUGUGUGUGUGUGUGUGUGUGUGUGUGUGUGUGUGUGUGUGUGUGUGUGUGUGUGUGUGUGUGUGUGUGUGUGUGUGUGUGUGUGUGUGUGUGUGUGUGUGUGUGUGUGUGUGUGUGUGUGUGUGUGUGUGUGUGUGUGUGUGUGUGUGUGAGAGAGAGAGAGUGUGUGCUGUGGAAAAGAUGUUUGCAUGCAGAUGCAAGCGUAUUCCUCUUCUCAUCGUCUCCUUUAUCCAGUGCAGAGGUAAUGUUCUGUACCAAACUAAGUCCCUUCAUUUAUUAUUCCAGAUCUCCAAUCUCUUGUUUUUUUAUGUGUGUGUGUGUGUGCGCGUGCGUGUGUGUGUGUGUGCUGCAGCAGCAUAGUAUUUGUGCCAAAUCAAUGUUUACGCUAAAAUUACAGCAUAACUUGCACAAGAGCCAUCUGAUGAAAGUUGCCUUUCUUUGUAUCUUGCCUAGAUAUUGUUAACAGGACCAAGAACUGAGAUAUUUCUAUGUGAAGACCUUCGUUUGCGUUGAUAUCAGACGGUUUAAACGGAAUUAUCAAACGCGUGAGACCACCUCGUUUUGCGGGAGGUUGGUGAUAUCAUUAAGACUUUGUCUAAUGCUGUGCCUGCAGAUGUGGUUGUUUGCUGCUUUCUUACCCAGAAGGAGCUUUACAUCAGCCAGUUUACUCUGAUUACAUUUGAAUCGUCUAAAGCUACAACCGCACGAAAGAUGGGACAAAAUAAAACGGUGAAUGUUGCUGUUCGUUUCUGUGACGUGAACGUCUUGAUUUACAGGCAUGCCUUUGACCUCGUGUCUCCUCGUUCCCUCUUUGGUCAUUCUAAAUCAGCUGUUUAUGUAAAAAAAAAAAAGAGAAGCUGAUUCAGAUGUUGUAUUUUUAGAUGCAUGUUUUUUUAUUUUUUAUUAUAUUUUUUUGGAUGCAAAAUGACGAACAAAUAGUCGAGCACAGAUUCCAUCCGUGGGAUCCCUCAUCAGCAGCAUGGCUGGAAACGGGACCUGUAGUUUAACCUUGCACAGUGCCAUAUUGAAUAAAAAUAAAGUAUUCUAUUGUCACUUUAACUCCAAAAAAAUGACUGCACAUGAUGGUAUUUAAAAAAAAAAGUACAAACCUAGCGUUAGGCAUUCCUUACGAUCUCUUUAAAAAUAUAUAAUUUAUAGAUCUAAUAUUAGGUAUGAAAGUUACAAGAAAUAAAAACAAUCUGCAUUAACGGCAAAGUAACACUUACGUGUAGCAAUUAUUAAAACAGAGUCCAAACAUGUUUGUUAUUAAUGCAAAUACCGCUAUUCAUCAGCUGUACUUGAGUUUCUUUAUGUUUGUAAUAAUCCAUGUUAUCCUGACCUCUGUAACAUUUCACUUCCAUAUAUAUCUAUUUUUUUUGUUAUUUGACUGUUCUUUACUUAGAUCUCAGUAAGAGAAGUCAAUCUUGCUCUUGUGUGGUGUCUGGUGCAGUUAAACACCAGAAUGAGCAACAACGAUAGCUGUGCAUGCCUUUCCUCUAGUAUUGUCUUGUGUGUGUUUGUGUGAUGCGUCAGCGACUCGCAUUCAUGUCUUUUGCAUCAGCGUGUCGUUAAGAUGAUGAUCACAGCUGGAUUUACUCGGCGUUGCGUUGGAAAUCGUAUUACAUGUGGCUGCCUUGGCUUUUCAACUCUUUUUAUACUUUUGACGCGUGCGGAUGUGUCAAAACAUCAUUUAGUCUUUCCUUUAUUGGCUGUAAUGAAAGAUCAAAUAAAAGACAAAAAGCUAAUAA